AAGAUAUUGUUAAACGUGUAAAUUGGCCAAUUGAUAAAUCAGAAAAAUAUGAUCUUAGCGGUGUUGCAACAGUUCCAACAGAAUCUAUAGGCAUUGCUCGUAAUUUCCCAAUAACAUUCCCUCCAGGUUUUACUAUACGUGAAGAUUUUGUAGUUGUACGCGUUCCUAAACCAACAUUGAUAUUUCCAAACCCACUUCUCAAGAAAUAUAAAUGCGCCAUAGAUUGGGGUAAAGAUGAAUUGAAAAUUCCUUUCAAUGGGAAGGAUCACAUUAUUCCAGUAACUAUGCAUAAAGUCAAGAAUAAGCUCGAAGUAAACUGUGCUACUGCAUCUCAAGAUGAUAAGCCUUUGAUAUCCGAUCAAAUUUCUCAAGAGGCGGAUAGUGAUAGGGAUAACAAUAUAACAUUGGAGGAAUGGCAUGCUCCUGCGGGUUUUAGCCUAGAUUCUGAUAAUUCGACUUUAAAAAAAAAUGC
Molecule: messenger RNA, 472 nt
Organism: Paraglomus brasilianum
Lineage: Eukaryota; Fungi; Glomeromycota; Glomeromycetes; Paraglomerales; Paraglomeraceae
Source: the annotation of a GenBank genome assembly